Molecule: messenger RNA, 3978 nt
Organism: Enhydra lutris kenyoni (northern sea otter)
Lineage: Eukaryota; Metazoa; Chordata; Mammalia; Carnivora; Mustelidae
Product: MLLT6, PHD finger containing
Exons: 20
Coding region: 45-3326 (1093 amino acids)
Biological process (GO): regulation of transcription by RNA polymerase II
Cellular component (GO): nucleus
Molecular function (GO): nucleosome binding; histone binding
Source: RefSeq, a predicted model, not a curated record
CCGGCCGGCCCCCCGCCCCAGCCCCGGAGGGAGCUCAUGGGAGUAUGAAGGAGAUGGUAGGAGGCUGCUGCGUAUGUUCGGACGAGAGGGGCUGGGCCGAGAACCCGCUGGUCUACUGUGAUGGGCACGCGUGCAGCGUGGCUGUCCACCAAGCUUGCUAUGGCAUCGUCCAGGUGCCAACGGGACCCUGGUUCUGCCGGAAAUGUGAAUCUCAGGAGCGAGCAGCCAGGGUGAGGUGUGAGCUGUGCCCACACAAAGACGGGGCAUUGAAGAGGACUGAUAAUGGAGGCUGGGCCCACGUGGUGUGUGCCCUCUACAUCCCGGAGGUGCAGUUCGCCAACGUGCUCACCAUGGAGCCCAUCGUGCUGCAGUACGUGCCUCAUGACCGCUUCAACAAGACAUGCUACAUCUGUGAGGAGCAGGGCCGGGAGAGCAAGGCGGCCUCAGGAGCCUGCAUGACCUGUAACCGCCACGGAUGUCGGCAAGCUUUCCAUGUCACCUGCGCCCAAAUGGCAGGCCUGCUGUGUGAGGAGGAAGUGCUGGAGGUGGACAACGUCAAGUACUGUGGCUAUUGCAAAUACCACUUCAGCAAAAUGAAGACAUCCCGGCAUACCAGCGGGGGAGGCGGAGGAACAGGAGGAGGAGGGGGUACAGGGGGCGGUGGCAGUGGCUUUAUUGCUGGCCGGAGAAGCCGGUCAGCCUCUCCAUCCACUCAGCAGGAGAAGCACCCUUCCCACCAUGAAAGGGGCCAGAAGAAGAGUCGAAAGGACAAAGAACGCCUUAAACAGAAGCACAAGAAGCGGCCUGAGUCACCCCCCAGCAUCCUCGCCCCGCCUGUGGUCCCCACUGCUGACAAGGUCCCCUCCUCAGCUUCCUCGUCCUCCCACCAUGAGGCCAGCACUCAGGAGACCUCUGAGAGCAGCAGGGACUCGAAGGGGAAAAAGUCUUCCAGCCAUAGCCUGAGUCACAAGGGGAAGAAACUGAGCAGUGGGAAAGGUGUGAGCAGUUUCACCUCGGCCUCCUCCUCCUCCUCCUCCUCCUCCUCCUCUUCCUCCUCCUCUGGGGGGCCCUUCCAGCCUGCAGUCUCGUCCCUGCAGAGCUCCCCCGACUUCUCGACGUUCCCCAAGCUGGAGCAGCCAGAGGAGGACAAGUACUCCAAGCCUGCAGCCCCUACCCCUUCAGCACCCCCCUCUCCCUCAGCCCCCGAGCCCCCCAAGGCUGAUCUCUUUGAGCAGAAGGUGGUCUUCUCUGGCUUUGGGCCCAUCAUGCGCUUCACCACCACCACCUCCAGCUCGGGCCGGGCCCGGGCCCCAUCCCCCGGAGACUACAAGUCUCCUCACGUCUCCGGGUCCGGGGCCUCAGCAGGCACCCACAAGCGGAUGCCCACACUGAGUGCCGCCCCUGUGCCUGCUGAGGAAACCCCUGAGACAGGCCUGAAGGAGAAGAAGCACAAGGCUAGCAAGAGGAGCCGACAUGGACCAGGUCGUCCCAAGGGCAGCCGGAACAAGGAGGGGACUGGGGGCCCAGCUGCCCCCUCCCUGCCCAAUGCCCAGCUGGCUGGCUUUACGGCCACUGCUGCCUCACCCUUCUCUGGAGGUUCCCUGGUCAGCUCUGGCCUGGGGGGUCUGGCCUCCCGCACGUUUGGGCCUUCAGGAAGCCUUCCCAGCCUGAGCCUGGAGUCCCCCCUGCUAGGGGCAGGCAUCUACACCAGUAAUAAGGACCCCAUCUCCCAUGGUGGCAGUAGUGGAAUGCUGCGUGCUGUCUGCAGCACCCCCCUCUCCUCCAGCCUGCUGGGGCCCCCAGGGACCUCGGCCCUGCCCCGCCUCAGCCGUUCCCCAUUCACCAGCACCCUCCCCUCCUCCUCUGCUUCUAUCUCCACCACUCAGGUGUUUUCUCUGGCUGGCUCUACCUUUAGCCUCCCUUCUACCCACAUCUUUGGAACCCCCAUGGGUGCCGUUAACCCCCUCCUCACCCAAGCCGAGAGCAGCCACACAGAGCCAGACCUGGAGGACUGCAGCUUCCGGUGUCGGGGGACCUCCCCCCAGGAGAGUCUGUCUUCCAUGUCCCCCAUCAGCAGCCUCCCCGCACUCUUUGACCAGACAGCCUCUGCACCCUGUGGGGGUGGCCAGUUAGACCCAGCGGCCCCGGGAACGACUAAUAUGGAGCAGCUGUUGGAGAAGCAGGGCGACGGCGAGGCCGGUGUCAACAUCGUGGAGAUGCUGAAGGCCCUGCACGCGCUGCAGAAGGAAAACCAGCGGCUUCAGGAACAGAUCCUGAGCCUGACGGCCAAGAAGGAGCGGUUGCAGAUUCUCAACGUGCAGCUUUCUGUGCCCUUCCCCGCCCUGCCUGCCGCCCUGCCUGCCGCCAACGGCCCAGUCCCUGGGCCCUAUGGCCUGCCUCCCCAAGCCGGCAGCAGCGAUUCCUUAAGCACCAGCAAGAGCCCCCCGGGGAAGAACAGUCUUGGCCUGGACAACUCUCUGUCCACGUCUUCCGAGGACCCACACUCAGGCUGCCCCAGCCGCAGCAGCUCGUCGCUGUCCUUCCACAGCACGCCCCCACCGCUGCCCCUGCUCCAGCAGAGCCCUGCCACUCUGCCCCUGGCCCUGCCUGGGGCCCCUGCCCCGCUCCCGCCCCAGCCACAGAAUGGGCUGGGGCGGGCACCGGGGGCGGCGGGGCUGGGGGCCAUGCCUAUGGCUGAGGGGCUGUUGGGAGGGCUGGCGGGCAGCGGGGCCCUGCCCCUCAAUGGGCUCCUGGGGGGGUUGAAUGGGGCUGCCGCCCCCAACCCUGCAGGCUUGAGCCAGGCUGGCGGGGCCCCCGCACUGCAGCUGCCGGGUUGUCUGAACAGCCUCACGGAGCAGCAGAGGCAUCUCCUGCAGCAGCAAGAGCAGCAGCUCCAGCAGCUCCAGCAGCUUCUGGCCUCCCCGCAGCUGACUCCGGAACACCAGACCGUUGUCUACCAGAUGAUCCAGCAGAUCCAGCAGAAGCGGGAGCUGCAGAGGCUGCAGAUGGCUGGGGGCUCCCAGCUGCCCAUGGCCAGUCUGCUGGCAGGAAGCUCCACCCCGCUGCUGUCCGCGGGCACCCCUGGCCUGCUGCCCGCAGCAUCCGCCCCCCCGCUGCUGCCUGCCGGGGCCCUGGUGGCUCCCUCACUGGGCAACACGAGUCUCAUGGCCGCAGCGGCGGCUGCUGCAGCAGUAGCAGCAGCAGGCGGACCUCCAGUCCUCACGGCCCAGACCAACCCCUUCCUCAGCCUGGCGGGGGCGGACAGCAGUGGCCCCAAAGGAGGGACCGCUGACAAAGGAACCUCAGCCAACCAGGAAAAAGGCUAAAUCCACCCAGCCCCUCCUGACCCCCAAAUGGAGGGGGCAGAUCUUGGCCUGAGGGGUCCUACCUAGCCUGGAGCGGGCACCGCACCCAGACACUGGAGAGCCCCAGCUCAGAGCUCGUGCUGAGGCCUGGGGAGUGUGGGGUGCUCCUGGUGCCAAGGACUGAGCCGGAGAGGGAUGCCCCCACCACUGGCCCCCUCUCCCUCUCCCCAGCCCCUUUGUGAGGGGCUCAGAGGGAGGACAGGCUCCAAACCCACCUAGGAGCCCCCACUCUCAGCAAUGUUUUGAGGUCCUCCAAGAGCCACAUGGGCCAUGGCAUAAGUGGGGGUUUGUUUGGACCCCCCCACAUAAAAUGGAUCAGCACUUGAGUGGGGAGAAGUGGGGGGACAGGCCCUGGGCCUGCCCACGCGCGGAAAUCCCUUACAAAAGAAAGGGCGGCCCUGCUUUACCUGCAGUUUCUCCCCGACUUGGGCAGAGGGUGGAAGAGAUCUCUUGGACUGUCUCUCCCCGCUCCCCUGCCCCUGCCCCCCAAGCGAGGGUUACAGGCUGAGCUUGUGAACGGCCCCGCAGAUGAGGGAGCUGAGGAAGGGGCAGGAUGGCACCAAACUCAGCCCAUGCUUCCCCACCUCUCGGGAGCCACCCCCUGCCCCCCCCC